CAACAAACCUCGCCUGGCGCCCUACCCAUCAAGUCAACCAGCCAACAGCCACUAGCAACAUCUGCAGCAGCAACAUGAAGUUCUUGUGCGUGUUCGUCAUCCUGGCCAUUUGCUUCAUGAGCACCUGGGCAGCAGUUUCGGAGCCUGCUCCUGAAGCUCUGGAGCCGGAGCCAUCCGCCGUGGAUGAGAAGAAGACGGAGAAGAGAGGCAUCUACGGGUUCGGCCACGGCUAUGGCGGCUACGGCGGAUACGGCGGAUACGGUGCCUAUGGACACGGUCACUACGGCGGCUACGGUGGACUGAGCAGUCCCUACUACGGCGGCUACGGAUACGUCCAUGCGGCGCCCUACUACGGCGGACACCACGGCUACUAUCCGUACCACCAUGGCCACUACGGCUUCUACUAGGACCACUACCUAUCCCCAAGAUCGUAAUGCAUACUGUUUUUUUUUUCUCGAUCGCUCCAUGCUCAUCACUGCACCAUCAUUCGUAUAUGUAUAUGUACUGGUUUUCCCCCAUCAUUCACCGCAAUAUAAAUGUACUGCAAAUAGCGAAUACAUUACUCGCAUGUCUUUGAAUUUGGGUUGGAUGUAGUACAAAUAUGAUAUAUGUACAUAUGUAAACAAAGUUAAAUCCUACUCAACAAUAAAGAAUCGAUUACAUUGCAUAUGUAUGACAGU
This is a messenger RNA of Drosophila melanogaster (fruit fly), 680 nucleotides long. RefSeq lists its product as uncharacterized. Bases 75 to 407 code for a protein of 110 amino acids. The record is from RefSeq and is marked reviewed. The transcript has 2 exons. Lineage: Eukaryota; Metazoa; Arthropoda; Insecta; Diptera; Drosophilidae.